Messenger RNA from Pungitius pungitius (ninespine stickleback), 6180 nucleotides. RefSeq names its product probable G-protein coupled receptor 149. Gene Ontology annotation, biological process: neuropeptide signaling pathway. NCBI's taxonomy places the organism in Eukaryota, Metazoa, Chordata, Actinopteri, Perciformes, Gasterosteidae. The coding region runs from base 694 to 2985 and encodes 763 amino acids. The transcript is spliced from 5 exons. Gene Ontology annotation, cellular component: plasma membrane; neuron projection. The record is from RefSeq and is a predicted model, not a curated record. Gene Ontology annotation, molecular function: G protein-coupled receptor activity; neuropeptide binding.
CGUGCUUUUAAUGUUGUAACUAAUACAACUGUCUUGUUGUUUUGAUCAGGAAUCAGGAAUCAGGAAACGUUUAUUGCCAUAGUAUGUUGUACAUACAUGGAGAUUACAAUGUUAUUAUUAAUUACAUUUUAUUUUGGACAGUGUCCAUUUUGAUGGUAACUCUAAAGUGCUUCAUGGCCUUGGACAUUCUGGCUGCACGGGGGCUGUUCUACUUGACGAUGGUAACACACAAGACACAAGCAUGCACUCACGGCAAACUGGCCUCACUUUGUUUUCAGUCUGGUUUACAGCACAAAUGCAAAACGCAGCCUGGUGCAUGAGAGAAAUUCUCAACAGUAGAUGUAGUAGUAGUAGGCAGCGUUUGGCCCAACCCCAAAUGAAUGUCGUGGGAGGAAAAUCUGAUGACGACAGCGCGUAAAUCGGCAGCUGGAAACGAGAGGUGCCCUCGUUACGCGGUUUGAACGGCGAGGCAUCGGAGAGCGGUUACGCACGCGUUCCCCGUUGUUGGAUCGGAGUAGGACGUGAGCCUAAUGCAUCUCUCCCCAUCUCAACGGUGUGGUUUUUUGAAAAAAGAUGCGGUGCAGGUUGGGCCAUCCCGACAUCUUUGCAGCGUGUUAAACUCCACCGGAUUACGAGUCCGAUUCGACAAACUAAAUGUGCCAAAGGGAACAGAGAAGUUAAUUCAUUAAAAAAAUGUCUACGACGCAGAUUAGCUCUCUGUCGCCCAACCAGAGCGACCUUUCCACGGCCACUUACGAGAAGACGGACGUCCCCUCGGAGGCGAAGAGGCAAAUCCGACUAGUGAUUUUCGGCUUGUGCGUAAUCUUCGCCGCUGCCACCUUUGUCGGUGGUGGAUAUUCGCUGCUCUCUCUCCUCCGAAUGAGGAGAAAAACCUCCCUGUGUCUUAUCGUCGCUUCCAUGUCGGUGGACGACCUGCUGAGUGUUGUCCCCCUCACCCUGUUCAUGCUCCUACAGUGGGAGACAGCUGGAGACCGAGGGUCGGGCAGUCUUUGCACUUUUUCCGGACUUCUGUACGUGUUCCAGGGGGUUUCUAGCAAUAUGAAGGCUUGCCUGAUAGCAGCCUACACUUUUUAUGUCACCAAGAGAUUUGGAGUUCUUCAGUCUGUCCGCCGGCCCCUGGAAGCGAUGUGGGCCAUCGCCGCGGUGUGGGCGGUCAGCCUUGCCGUCAGCGCGUUACCUCUGUGCGGAUGGGGCCGCUUUCAGCCGGUCUCACUCGGGUGUUUCCCCGCGAGCGAUAGUUUUUACACCCUGCUGCUUUUCUCUUUAUAUUCACUCUGUUUCUGCGGCUUGCUGUUCUUCUUUAUCUCCCUCACCUACCCGCUGCUGUGCUCCAGGGAGCCCCAGAGGACUUUGCUGUACCCCAGCUACUUGGAUAUGGCGAGGGGGCUGAGUGGCUCCGCUCCCCUCUGUGAUCUCCCUUCCUUUUCCCGGGAUAGCCCGAACAACAGUUUCGGGGCGUACAACGAGCUGAGCCCAAGUUCGUGUGGGACGGAGCUCAGGGAGAAGGAGGCCAGCGGUGUGUCCCCGGUGUCUGUGUGUGGACAGAGGACAGGAGCUGUCGGGGACACGCCAGUUGUGUUUGCACAAAAGCGCUUCUCCAUGAUCAUGGCGGUCGUCCGAGUUGUUUUAUGGAUGCCAAUGAUGACUUUGGUGCUGUUAAGCCACACAGUGGACUCACGUAGCGACGCCCUGCAGACGCUGAGUUUCUUUCUCACUCUGCUCGCCCCUAUGGUCACUCCAUUAUUUGUGCUGUCUGAGCGCUGGAUCCACAUGCCAUGUGGCUGCUUCAUUAACUGCAAACAGAAUCCAACGCAGCAACCCUCAGCAAUGAAGAGACGAUUUGAGUUCAGCCUUUCCCUCCAACAAGGCUAUGGAGUGUACAAGUUGUCACAUGCCACUGUGUCUCAUCACAGUCCGCCCCUUGAGAAGCCAGCAUAUCACAGCCUCUUUAACUAUGAUUUUCCUACUACCGGCCUUGAUGCACUAGAAAGUGGCAGACUCUCCAGCCUGGGGCCUGGUUUUGAUUUCAGAACCACCUGCCUUAUGGACAGCUCCUCUCACGCAGACCUAUCGUUGGAAGGGGUGGCCGGUGGAGGAGACGUGCUGAACGGGAACCAAGAAGACGAUGACGACUUCCGGGGUGUCUCUUCGCUUCCUUCCCAACACCGGGAGCAGGAUCACAAUCUCACUGAUGCGUCAUCUGUGUUCGAGGGCACGGAGAGGAGGCUGUCACAUGAGGAGUGCCGGAAAAUCGAGCUGACAGACUGGGAGUGGUGCAGGAGUAAAUCAGAGAGGACACCGAGACAGCGGUCAUCAGGUGGUCUGUCAAUCCCCCUGUGCGCAUUUCAGGGCACCGUAUCUCUGCAAGCACCCACAGGGAAAACCCUCUCUCUCUCCACCUAUGAGGUCAGCAGCGACGGACUCAAAAUCUCACCCAAAAACGCAAAGAAGAUUGAAGUGUAUCGAUCAAAGUCAGUUGGCCACGAACCCCGAGCAGACGACCAGGCAUCCAAAGGCCAGGCUGGAGACGAGAAUGUCAGCAGCGUAGGGAUGUGCACGGAGAUCGGAAUGGGGAUGGGAAUGGGAGCCGGCGUGGGGGACACCAACGUCAAGAUCCACCUUGAGGUUCUGGAGAUCUGUGACAACGAAGAGGCCAUGGACAGCGUCUCCAUCAUCUCCAACAUCAGUCAGUCCUCCGCUCACACCCGCUCGCCGUCGCUUCGCUACUCCAGAAGGGAGAACCGUUUUGUCUCCUGUGACCUGGGUGAGACGGCGUCCUACUCUCUGCUCAUCCCCAGCAGUGGCAACCCAGAGGCAGAGACCAUCAACAUCAACAUACCUGACACUGUGGAGGCCCACCGGCGGAACAGCCGGCGCCAGACGCAGGAGAGCUCGGGGUAUCGGGAGGAGAUACAGCUGCUAAAUGAGGCCUACCGGAAGCAAGCUGGGGAGAGGGACGAUUGAGAUACACACAGGACGCCAUGAGGCUGUCUCUGAGGGCGAAACACUAAUGUCCUAAUCAUUCCACAUCGCCACUUUCCCAGAUCACCACCCCUUGAACUGGGAGGUGACCCAGAUAGAAAUAUCCAAAAGUCUGUUUGCCUCCUCUUGAACUGCCUCUUCAGGUAGCAUCAUGAGAGCACACACAUCUGUAGAAUACAUAGAGAUAGAUUAGCCUGAAAAGGACGAGGAGGAGAGAGAGAGAGAGAGAGCGGGGGAGUGGUUGGAGGCAAAAACAGUAUUGCAGCACAGCAUCUGUAUUCCUUGAGAGAGUUUCGCCGUAUGCAGCCUGUCACGUAGCUAACCAAGAUACAGCAAGAGAGAAAUCCACAUAGACGUGGAAAAGGAGGCGCGAAAAUCUAGUCACACGCCUAACAUGAAGCGGCUGCUGUGCACUAGGUCACCAGUGACUCAGCGCUGAGGGGAGGGGGGUCACCUGACCCAUGUGUCUGACUCAUCCCUGUGUCUGCGGUUGUGUAUUUUUGUGUCGUGGAAGACGUAUGAAGAUAAUGGUUUAAAAUGUCAGCAUUCACAUGAUGCAUUCACAUGUUUUAUAUGAAUUGGCUUAUUCUACAUACGUAUAUUUCUUUUGAUGUAAUGUUUCUUUGAGUGUCCAGUUGCUUUGACUCUCGCGUAUUUCCAGAGUUAACGCUGCCACUAUCAAAUGAGAGAUAGAGACCACAAUCAAUGCUGAAAAUCUGUCAAGUAAAUGAGAGGCCGAAGAUAUGAGGGAGAGUGAGAGUAAUUAUAGAAGAGGGGGUCGAUGGGAUACUUAUUCAGUUUUCCACCUCAUGCACAUUUAGAGCAACAUAUACAGUAUGAGUGGCAGUGUGCAUAUUUUACUGGCAGCAUAUGAAUGUACAUUUCACAGCCACUUUGGGUACUCAUCUGCCCAUACAAGCAGUAAGCCACUGGGCCCUAUUGAAUACCUGCAUAAACUCAAGACUGGAAUACAAUUUUCAUUUAUAGUAUUAGAAUAGGGCCUAUUUCAGCACUGUUUUAGAACGAUUACUUUGACUGUCAAAAGCAUAUAAAUCUUUAUUCUCUUUCCUGAAUGACGUUGAUAUAUAUGCACAUUUACAUGUACAUUGGUGUGUGUGUGUGUGUAUAUAAUUGCAGUAACAUGGUAAUUAUAGGUAUUUUAGACUAAGAAAUAUAUAUAUUUAUUUAGGUUUGUUUUACUAUGGCGUCUUUCAUGUUUUAGCCAUUUGGUUUUGUGAUCUUCAGCACAGCAUUGGCCCUUUUAUUUUCAGACAUUCGAAUGGUCCUUCAGCGAGUUUCCUUCAUCAACUGCAGCAUUUCCCAUCUCCUUGAAGAAAUGUCAUUAAAGAUUCAUACCAGAAAAUUGCCUCCAACUGGAUUACAAUGUCAAGUAAUCCCAGGCAACACAAAAAUAAUGUACAGGCGUAUGAAUCGUGCUGAAUGUAAAGUUAUAUUCAAUGUCGAACCUUUUUAGCUGUUAAUGGUUCCAAAAGCUUUUCGUCUGAGCCAAGCUUAAUUUCUCCUGCCUCACAGAAUGGAAGUAAUUUAAUCAUCUGCUUAUUCUUACUUUCAGACAGGAUAACAGCUCAGCAACUGGUCUCAUCUUUGUGAUCAAUAAACUUGCAAUUUGCUUUUUUUUGUGAGAGAUUGGGACUUGCAAAUUAGCUUUACCCAGUCAUGUCAACCAUCUGAUUUGGUAACACAAAGUACUCAUAAGAUAUUCUUUAUUUCAAAAUAAAAGCAAAUAAACUACUGUUAUUAACUACUUAAAGAGACAGACUGAGAUAAUCAGCCUACAUCAUUGGUUGUUGUGCCCCUGGGAUUACAGUAAUAUGACUAGUUCUCAACAGCUCUAUGAUAUUGCAUAAAUGUCCUUAUCUGUGUUUCGACUGGCAGAAAAUCUGCACCAAAGACUAUAUUUCUGUGGGGAGGUUCCACAAAUAAUCUAAUCAUUCUUGUGGUUGUAUGUACAUUUAAAUAUAUUUCUUUGUGGAAGAGGAGAGUAACGGGAGAGAUCCACCAAAGCAAAUAGUCAGACAAAAGACAUUUUUUUUAAAGUAGAAGUCAAAUGUAAUCAAAAACACAUUUAUCUAAGGCAUACGCCAGCAGCUACAUUGCUAAUGUUUUGUCAUUUAUCUCUGAUCCAAGGACUUUCCCCUCCCACUCACAACCUGGGACUAUGCUGUGUUGUGUGAAUGUUGCAUCGAUGGCCGUGCCUGAGACCUCCACACAUGCGCCAUCGAUGAAGGGCAUGCAUUGUUGAGAAUGCACUGUAAGUCUGAGCCAGAGGAGGAGAAAAAAACAUGCAACAUAUUUAUACAUGAUGCUUUUGAUCUGAAGUUAUCAAUCUUGGUUAAAGAUUUAGGGUCAGAGAUCAUUUGAAUGCAUCGUAGGUAUCCCUCAGGGAAUGAAAACAGGGUGUGCAGAAAAAUACGCAACAUCAUUAAGAGAAGUAAGGGGCCCAGAGCACAUGUUCAUUGUUACAGCAUAUCAUUUGGUUUUUACAACACCUCCCAACAUAAAGACUGUCUGUUAUUUCUCCCUCUAGCAACAUAUCUCAGCUUUACUCUCAAAAUGUUGCUCUGCACCUUCCUUCCUUUGUUUCUCACUAUUUUCAAGCCUUGCUUAUUCUGUGACUCUGACCCAUUUUUAAUCUGUCAUUUGUUCAAUUCCGUUUCACCAGCCAUUGAUUGUGCCCAUACAUCUCAGAAUAAUGACACAGAUGAACGUGUUGGCAGUUGAGUCGAAACCCUGUGAGCAACUGCUAAUUUAGGCAAAGAUUAGCUGGUCACAUUUGAUUUAUUUUUAAGUUUCAAACUGCGCCCUCCUCAAAGACUGAUCUAUUUCUGUCAAAGCUUAAAAACAGAGGCAGAUGUGGAAUUAAUGUAAAAUGGAUCAAGACACAGAUUGAAACAAAAUAAAGAAAAUCAGACUUUUUUUAAUGAAUUAUUCUUUUUACAAACACGAGCUUAAUGUUUCCAGCAGUCUAGCAGUCAUAUCAGAUCCUUUUUUUGGGCUCUAACCUUUAAGGCCCGAACAAUACAUCAUUCCCUGAUGUUCCGUUGAGCGAGGCAGCGGGAUGACCCCAUUACAGCACUUACAUUGGCAGCGUAUAUUCCCCAGUGUGGAUUUAUGUUGCCUGAGGACAUUGUUCAUAAAGUCACACUGAAUUUCUUU